Molecule: messenger RNA, 1904 nt
Organism: Chenopodium quinoa (quinoa)
Lineage: Eukaryota; Viridiplantae; Streptophyta; Magnoliopsida; Caryophyllales; Amaranthaceae
Product: 3-epi-6-deoxocathasterone 23-monooxygenase-like
Exons: 9
Coding region: 125-1621 (498 amino acids)
Biological process (GO): brassinosteroid homeostasis; sterol metabolic process; multicellular organism development
Molecular function (GO): oxidoreductase activity, acting on paired donors, with incorporation or reduction of molecular oxygen, NAD(P)H as one donor, and incorporation of one atom of oxygen; iron ion binding; heme binding
Source: RefSeq, a predicted model, not a curated record
GGUAGUACUAAAAAGGUAAAGAAAAGGAACAAUGAAGAGAAUAUAAAGACUAGUCUCAAGUGGAAGUUAUGAUAACACAAACUGACUCAUAAAACUUGUAACCCAGAAAUUCAUCAACAGAGAAAUGAUGGGGGGAUGGCGAGCGGCUAUGGGGCUGAUCAUCAUCGCACCGCUGCUGCUGCUGCUACGACGACUGUCGAAAUUAAACGAAAAGAAGACGAAAUACAAAAACAUGGAAGAUAUCAAGAGUAGGGUUCCUGAUGGAUGUUCAGGUUGGCCUUUCAUCGGCGAAACUCUUGAAUUCAUCGCUUCUUCUUACACCUCCAAGCCUGUUUCUUUCAUGCUCAAACGCAAAUCCUUGUACGGAAAGGUUUUCAGAACACAUCUAUUAGGGAAACCGGUAAUAGUGUCGACUGAUCCAGAAAUAAACAAGGUGGUGUUACAAAACCAUGGUAACAUAUUCAUUCCAUCUUAUCCAAAAUCCAUCACCGAGCUAUUUGGUGAAUCCUCUAUAUUGAGAAUGAAUGGAGCUCUCCAUAAGAGAGUACACGCGUCGAUCGGAAGAUUUUUGAAGUCCCCGGAAUUGAAAGCCCAAAUUACAAGAGACAUUGAGAAUUCUGUUAAGAUGUCCUUGGAGAAAUGGAAGGAUAGUAACCUUGUUUACAUCCAAGAUCAAACUAAUCAGCUUACAUUUGAGAUAUUGGUGAAAGUACUAAUGAGCCUGGGUCCUGGUGAAGAAAUGGAAUUGUUCAAGAAAGAGUAUAAAGAAUUCAUCAAAGGCUUGAUUUGUUUGCCAAUCAAGCUCCCUGGCACACAACUUUACAAAUCUUUAAAGGCCAAAGAGAGGUUGCAAAAGAUGAUAAGAAAGAUAAUUACAGAGAGGUUAAGCAAUAAAACUCAUGACACCAACAACUUAAGUGCAACCAUCUAUGGGAGUGACGCUAUUGACGUAUUGUUACGUGAUAUCGAUGACCGAAGUGAAGCUGAUCAAUGUCAACCAUUGGACUUUAUCGCCGGAAAUAUAAUCGAGAUGAUGGUUCCGGGAGAGGACUCGGUGCCAAUGGUGAUGACCCUAGCCGUCAAAUACCUCAGUGACAACCCCGUUGCUUUGAAACACCUUGUGGAUGAGAACAUGGAAUUGAUGAGCCGGAAGGCUAAUUCAGGGAACUCCUAUGCAUGGACUGACUACAUGUCUUUGACGUUCACCCAAAAUGUAAUUAGUGAAACACUAAGAAUGGCAAAUAUCAUAAAUGCAAUUUGGAGACAAGCCACUGAAGAUGUAGAAAUUAAAGGUUAUUUGAUACCAAAAGGGUGGUGUGUACUAGCAUCCUUAACAUCAAUUCAUAUGGAUGAACAAAAUUAUGAAAAUCCAUAUGAUUUUGAUCCUUGGAGAUGGGAGAAGAAAGGAAUUGUUGCAAGUAGCAAUACUUUCUCUCCCUUUGGUGGUGGCCAGAGACUAUGCCCUGGUCUUGAAUUUUCAAGGCUUGAAAUCUCAAUAUUUCUUCAUCAUCUUGUUACUACUUAUAGAUGGGUAGCAGAGAAAGAUGAAAUAGUAUACUUUCCAACAGUGAAGAUGAAGCAAAAACUUCCCAUCUCUGUUACAAAUCAUGCAUGGAUUUGAUGAUAAAAGUUAGAAUCCCCUUUGAUGAUUUAAUUUAUCUAAUGGAGUCAAUGAUUACAAGUAGAUGCAUGAGCCCACCAAAGCUAGCUAGCCAAAAGGACGUCAGCGAGAUUAUAUAUAGAGUUAUAGAUAUCCUGAUUUUGAAUUGGGCCCUUUUACAAACCACAAUGUCUUUUUUUUUUUUUUAAUUACUUCAUGUGGGGAUGGUGUAAACUCUAUGAAGUGUAAAGUGUGAACUCUCUCGAAUUAACAUCCAUUAUCAAAAUUCAACACAUCAAACCUA